Papaver somniferum (opium poppy) is the source of this 743-nucleotide messenger RNA. RefSeq names its product classical arabinogalactan protein 11-like. The record is from RefSeq and is a predicted model, not a curated record. Lineage: Eukaryota; Viridiplantae; Streptophyta; Magnoliopsida; Ranunculales; Papaveraceae. The transcript has a single exon. Bases 125 to 580 code for a protein of 151 amino acids.
UCUUCAUUCUUUUUUGAUUGCAGUGUUUCUCAUCGUUAAUAAGAGAAGCGCUGCACCAAUAAACAAAGAAAGAAUCAAUUUAUUUUACUACUUUGUAUCAGUUUCGUAAAUAACUUAUCAAACAAUGGCACGUCAAAUCAUUGUUCUUGCCCUUAUCUUCGUCGCAGUUGUCGGCUCAGUCGUUUCUGCAGCCCAAAGCCCAGCUUCUGCUCCAUCAAAAUCUGAAUCACCAAAAAUUGCACCAACAGCAUCAGAAGUUGCACCAGUCUCAUCACCAUCCAGCGACAGCGAAGAUGUAGCCGCCACCCCAUCAGCCAGUCCUAAAUCCUCCGCCGAAGCCCCAAUUCAGAAAUCUCCAUCUCCCAGAUCAUCCAUCUCACUCGCACCAUCUGAUGCUCCAUCUGGUUCAUCUGACCUGAGAUCUCCACCUGCACCCACACCUGAGGCUUCCGGACCUACCGCUGAUGCACCUACUACUACCGCUGAUGCUCCUGCCCCCUCAAAGCAGAGAAACGGUGCUAGUGGUUUGACAUACUCUGCUGUCGUCGGUGGUGCUGCUGCUGCUGCUUUCUUUUUCUAAGUUGUUGAUAUGUAAUUUUUUUUUUGUGUGUGUGUGUUCAUUUGAUACAUGUAGAUACAGUUCAUCAAGAACAAGGCAUUUGACUUGAAGAAUUUAUUUGUUUGAUAAAAUUCUUAUUGUACUGAAUACCAAAUACAAGGAAACAUUUUUAAAAAGAUAAAAA